UUGUUUCAGAAUGGACGCAAAUAUUCAAAUCACAUUUAUUAUCCUAAUUCAUUUGUUUUUCACUGGGUUCAGCAAACGUUUUGAUGUGAAAGAAGCGACGUUUAAGCUAAAGAAAUUCGCGCAAGUCGUGAAUGAUAAAAGCAAACUGUGCAAUUUUAUCAAUCCGUCGGUCUCUUCAGCAGCCCCACAACAAUGUACUUUACCAAAUAAAUCUUCCGAAAGCAUGACUCUGGGCAAACAGCCAGCGUACAAGGAAUGUGCCAUGCGAUGUUUAUUGACAAAAGGUCCAAAAACUCCAAACGUUUCCAGAGAUUUUCAGCCUGUUUUCGACAAUGACGUUCGAAAGGAAUUCAUCAACUGCAACCUCAGGGAAAGGUCUGUCAGUCCGGAAUGCAAAAAUUCAAUAAAUAUGGGUUUACUCAACAAAUUUGGAACAUCUCUUGCAUUUUUCGUCCAGGAAAAGUUGAGCUGGUUUGAUGCCCAAAAGCGUUGCAAUUCCAUGGGUCUCACCCUAGUCACUCUAGAGACUGCAGGAAAAAUACAAAAUCUUGGAUAUUUUCUGAAGCGAAUAGGAAAAUCUGGCAUGUUUUCUCUCUGGACGAGUGGUUCAAGUUUGCUAAAAAAUGCAACGCAUCCAUAUUUUUGGUACGACACGUUCGCACCUUUGGGCCCAGAAAUUUCCAUCACCGAAAAGCUGGAAUCGGGUCAAAAUUACUCAUGCGUUGCAAUUACAGUUGUCACGGAUCGCACAAAUGUUGAAUGGACCAAGGAAAGCUGCAAAACGGCACGGUUCAGUUUUGUAUGCGAAAUCCCAAAACUGUGUUUUUACGAAAAGUGUAAAAACAAGGCCAGACUAAAAAGUGGGCUCGUCAGUCUGCCGCUGGUCAGCGAACCUUGCUCCCCGAAAAAAUGCAGACCCUGUCCUGCCAAAAAGCCAAAAACUAUUGAAGUUAAUGAGAAGACCGGACGGUACUUCAAAGUGAACGGGAAGCAGUAUUUCCGCAGCCACGACAGAAGAGGAGCAGAUGACGCAAUUUCAAUUUGCUGUGGUUUGGGAAUGAAACUCUGGUCCCCGUCCACGGCCGAAGAACUCGAUUUGGUUUUUGACGAACUCGAGCGGAUUGGCUACGAUUUAAAUUUCACUGCCAUUCACGUUGACGCGCGAGACGAGAACUGCAACGAGCAGUUCAUGAUUUGCGACACUAAAGAGUUUGUCAGCGCCGAUUUUAAGUGGCUGCCCGCGCAGCCGGAUGAUUGGACGGUCAACGAAAUGUGCCUAAUCUACACUGUGGUCGCCGGCGUGCGAGGACUGGUCGACACCACGUGCCACUACAAAUAUUACUUCGUCUGCAAAGCAGACGAGAAUAAUCCAACUGUUGAUAAACAAAUUUCAACGGAAGUCAAGAGAUUUAAGCCCCAUUGCUUCAAAACUCUUGCAGAAUGCAAUCCCUCAGUCAUGUGCAAUCCAGGGGCGCCGGUUAAUCCCCCUUUAUCUUCUGGACGUUUGUUUGAAGGAUGUGGAGGGAAAAAGUAUUUCUUCGGAAACGACUCUAAAACUCCCGACCAAGCGGGUCAGUUUUGCUGCAAAAUCGGGAUGCAUUUGGCGGUUCUGGAGACGUGGGAGGAAGUCCACUGCGUCAGGGAUUUAACCAAAAAUUACACGAUAUUCGAGAUGCGUUUCAACAUGUUGUGGUACGUUUCCGGCUACGAGGACAAAUGCGACGGGACGACGCCCAAAUAUUGUGCAACAGGGAAGCCUGUGCUCAACGAUUACCCCUGGUUGCCUGGUGAACCGGACAAUAAAAUGGCCCCGGAGAAGUGUUUCGCCCUGGCCUUGUCUCCAUUUGUGUCGGGAAUCACCGACUUUGGUUGCAUUUUUGGCAGAUCAUUUAUCUGUGAAUCAUUUUAG
Molecule: messenger RNA, 1909 nt
Organism: Neocloeon triangulifer
Lineage: Eukaryota; Metazoa; Arthropoda; Insecta; Ephemeroptera; Baetidae
Exons: 17
Coding region: 11-1909 (632 amino acids)
Biological process (GO): biological process involved in interspecies interaction between organisms
Cellular component (GO): external side of plasma membrane
Molecular function (GO): carbohydrate binding
Source: RefSeq, a predicted model, not a curated record